Messenger RNA from Tilletiopsis washingtonensis, 3154 nucleotides. Its product is annotated as kinase-like protein. Gene Ontology annotation, biological process: spliceosomal complex assembly; protein phosphorylation; regulation of mRNA processing. Gene Ontology annotation, molecular function: ATP binding; protein kinase activity. The record is from RefSeq and is a predicted model, not a curated record. Lineage: Eukaryota; Fungi; Basidiomycota; Exobasidiomycetes; Entylomatales. The transcript has 3 exons. The coding region runs from base 300 to 2786 and encodes 828 amino acids.
GCACCGACGACGGCAGCGGCCAGCUCACCGACUGGCGCUCACAGCUCACACCUCCCACCGCUCCUCUGCAUCCCAUCUCCACCCCGCACCGCACACACCGCACAGCCCAGCACGCCGCUGCACCGCCGCCGCGCAGCCGACCACCCGCGCCGUCUCUCUUCGUCUCUGCUCGCCGCUGCCUGCCGCGCUGCUUGAGCACCGCUGCCGCCGCUGCGCACGCACACGACUCUCACGGCCGCCGCCUCGGCCCCAGCGCGCCGCCCGCCGCGCCGCAGCCCUGCUCCCUGGAUCCCACGUUCAUGCCCUCGGCAGCCUCGCGCGCUCUCCCGAUCUCGUCUGCCAUCGCCGUUGACAGUGUGCUGCAGCAGCCGCUCUACUCCAACGUGCAGACCAGCACCACCACACCCGCUCCCUCGCCUGGCUCAACACCGGGCACAGUGCCGCAGCCACAGCCGAUUGCGAUGCUGUCCGCUACAGCCGGCGCCUCGGGCUCCGGCUCCAACGCCGCGACCGCGGCGACGUCCACGCCGGGCGCCGAUGCCAUGAGCACCUCUGCGGGCCAGAGCAGUGCGGCCGACACCGGCAGCGUCAUGACGGAGGACGAGGAGGACCUGGAGGACUACUGCAAGGGCGGCUACCACCCGGUGCACGUCGGCGACACGUUCAGCGACGGGCGGUAUCUGAUCGUGCGGAAGCUCGGCUGGGGCCACUUCUCGACUGUGUGGCUGGCGCGGGACCACAAGGCCAACCGCCACGUCGCACUCAAGGUCGUCAAGUCUGCGCCGCACUACACUGAGACUGCGCUCGACGAAAUCAAGCUGCUGCAGCGGCUGGUCGCCGCGAACAAGACGCAUCCCGGCCGGCGGCAUUGCGUCUCGCUGCUGGAUCACUUCAAGCACAAGGGCCCGAACGGCUCGCACGUGUGCAUGGUGUUCGAGGUGCUGGGCGAGAACCUGCUCGGCCUGAUCAAGCGCUACCAGCACCGCGGCGUGCCGCCGCACAUCGUAAAGCAGAUCGCCAAGCAGGUGCUGCUCGGCCUCGACUACAUGCACCGCGAGUGCGGCAUCAUUCACACCGAUCUGAAGCCGGAAAACGUGCUCAUCUGCAUCGACGACGUUGAGGCAGUCGUGCAGGCUGAGCUGCGCACGAACCCGGCGGCUGUGCCGACCAAGCUCGUCGGCGUGCCGCCAAGUCAGGGCCGCGGCGGCGCGCAGACGCCGCGUCGCGACGGCAUCUUCAUCACGGGCAGCCAGCCGCUUCCGAGCCCAAGCUCAAGUCUCGGCUCCAGUCCGAUGUUCGACAAGUGGGCGUUCGGCAUGUCGCGCAUCGAGAAGCCCGGCAGCGACGCCGGCGUCAAGAGCGACGACAGCGCAGGGCCGACGUCGAUGGACAGCACGCGCGGCGUCAACAUGGACCGCGGCAAGACUGCCGAUGCCAUUGCGCACAGUCUCAGCGAGCUGAGCACCGGCGGCAGCGGCGGCGGCGGCCGCAGCCUCGGCAAGGCGGCAGCGUCGCCUGGCGGGCAGGCCUUCGUGCACCGCGCCGUGCACACCGCGCCGCAGGGCCCGUCGCUCCUCUCUCAGCAGGCGCCGAGCGCGCCAAAGAGCGCUGCACCGGCUGCACCCGCAGCAAACGCCGCUGCUCUUGCCCCGCCAGAAGCUGGCGCGCUUCAGUCGGGCGGCAGCUCGAGCUCUUCCGUCUCUGCCAUGUCCACCGACGCACCAGCAGGCAAGGCGGGCGCCGAUGGCGCGCCUGCGUCUGAUGCCGCUGCCGGCGAGUACCACCCGCCAGCCGUGCGCGCCGGCGACCCCACCACGCUGCCGCCGCCGCCGCCGUACGACCCGAGCUCGCUCGAGCGCAUCACUGUCAAGAUCGCAGACCUGGGCAACGCCUGCUGGACGGACCACCACUUCACCAACGACAUCCAGACGCGCCAGUACCGGUGUCCGGAGGUCAUUCUGGGCGCCAAGUGGGGCCCGAGCGCCGACAUGUGGAGCGCCGGCGCCAUGUUCUUCGAGCUGCUGACCGGCGACUACCUCUUCGACCCGGCCGCGGGCUCCAAGUACAACAAGGACGACGACCACAUUGCGCAGAUCAUCGAGCUGCUCGGCGACUUCCCGAAGAGCCUCGCCUUCUCGGGCAAGUACAGCGCCGACCUCUUCAACCGCCGCGGCGAGCUGCGGCACAUCCACAAGCUGCGCUUCUGGCCGCUCAUCUCGGUGCUGCAGGAGAAGUACCUGAUGCCCUUCGACGAUGCGAACCGCCUGUCCUCGUUCAUCCUGCCGAUGCUGAAGCUGCAUCCCGACAAGCGCUCGGCAGCCAAGGAUCUGCUCGAGCACGACUGGCUCGAGGGCAUCAUCGUCGAGGGCGAGGUCGAGCUGAUGCGCCGCCAGGCUGCGUUUGGUCCGGACGCCGACGUGCCGAUGACCGGCGACUGGACGCCGCUGCCUGGCGAGGAGGACGACGCGCUCGACGCGCUCAAGCCGAUCUCCACCUCUCUCGCCUCCAGCCUCAACUCGCCGCAGCAGGGUGCCGUCCACCUCAACCCGCAGGCGCUGCAAGAAGCCCAGCAGCGGGCGGCUCUCCACCACGCCCAGCAGCAGGCGCAGCAGCAGGCAAACGCCAAGCCCACGCCCUCGGCCACGACCACCGCCGCGAGCCCGGCGCCCGGUGCUGCGCCCAGCGCCACGCCGCGCACACCCAGCCAGACGCAGGCCAAGGGCCGCGACUCGAGCUCUGCCAGUCCUGCACGCCUCGCACGCGCCGUCGCCACGACUGGCGCCUAAUGGUCCCUCGCCGCACACCUAAUCCUGCUCGUCGCUACCCCUGCUGCUCUCUUGCUCUCCGCGCCGGACCUGGAUCUACUCUAAGCCUCGCUUCUCUCGCUUCGCUAUACCCUCCUCGCCCUGCCCGUCCCUUCUGAGCAUGGCUCAUCUGUCUCUGCGCAUCGAGAGGGGCGACGGCGCCCACUGGCCGCCGGCCGCCCGACCUGCACCUUCCUCCUUCGCUCUGUCGCACCCCAUCACUGCCCCCUGUCAACCUUAGAGAUCUGCGUCGCCCCUGCCCGCCUUUCACCUGACCUCGUCCCGCCGCACCUGAACCCUCCAAUGCAGCCUGCCUCUCCCAGGACCCGACGUCGCGCGCUUGUGUAUAC